GCGUCGUCCAUUACAAAUUUACUAUUAGAUAGCUUCUCCGCACUGGCUCAAGUCGCGCCCGCUACAACUUUUUGCGCGUCUCAACAGAGACAUCACGAUUAUUCCCUCUUUCCCCCGCCCACGAUCAGCAAAUCAAACUGGGUUCGGUUUAUUCCCAGCAACACAUGGUCAAUUCAGUGCACCUCGCUACAAGCUUCAGAACCUCAAGGGUGUGAUGCAUGCGUCCCAGCCGAGGUAGCGCAAUUUGGCGCAUUCAGUUGACCUUAAUCUGAUCCGAUUGUCAAGUCGUACUCCGUACCAACCGUCACGAUGCCGAGUGCUAUGCACCCCCAGGCCAAGUUCGACCCGAUCCCACCGGACCUUCAUCUUGAGUCUCUUGUCGAGAACACGCCAAACUUCAACUGGGUCGUGAGGAUCCCCGCCUCCAAGAUCAAUCGAUUCGGGCCCCAAGGUUUCGAGAAACUCGUACUCCUCCACGUCAUCCAUGGCGGGAAGCCGCUGGUCAUUGAGGGCUGGAACGAUAGGCUCGAUCCGUCCCUCUUCAGUGCACGAUGGCUCGAAAGUGCUUACGACAAGAAGGAGGAGCCAGUGCGCGACAUUGGCGGGCAAACGGACAUGCGCAUGACCAUCGGCCACUAUCUCCGCUCCAUGCCUCAGCUUACCAACCAGUGGACACCUUCAAACUUUCGCGAGGAACGGAGACAGCGGCUCUACCUCAAGGAUAUCGACUGUCCGCCAGAGUGGCAUGACCGACUACGCAAAAUCCUGCCACCCAACGUCUUUUACAUGAACGACAAUAUCGAUAAGCGGGGCAACGAGAUAGAUAUGGAUUCGUUUGGAGAGACUGGCUGCGCACCUGCCGGCGAUCUCAUGAGCUGUCUACCGGAGGAGAUGCGUGCCCAGAAUCUCAUGUGCUACAUUGGCCAUGAGGGUACAUAUACCCCCGCUCAUCGCGAAAUGUGUGGCAGUUUGGGCCAGAACAUCAUGAUCGAAGCUUCGGGUGGUGACAACGGAGAGAAGCCGGGAAGUUCCAUCUGGUUUAUGACCGAGACCAAGGAUCGCGAAGUUGUCAAGGAGUACUUUCUCUCCAUGCUGGGUCACGACAUCGAGAUCGAGAAGCAUUUUGCCCAAGUAAAUGCCUGGAAGAAGGCUAGCUUUCCUGUAUAUGUCGUCGAGCAAAAGCCGGGAGACUUCCUCCUCAUUCCGCCGCUGGCACCUCACCAGGUCUGGAACCGAGGCACCCGCACCAUGAAGGUAGCCUGGAACCGUACCACUGUCGAAACCCUUGAGCUUGCUAUUCACGAGGCUUUACCCAAGGCGAGACUUGUCUGCCGUGAUGAGCAGUACAAGAACAAGGCCAUCAUCUACUAUGCUCUGAAGAAAUACUACAAAGACAUCCAGAGCAUGGAUGACAAUGCUGAUAUUGGGAUGCUCGGUUAUGGCCACGACUUGGUCAAAAACUCGACGCGGUCGAAGCAAAUGAUGCAGGAUUUCAAAAAGCUAUUUGCGCUAUACACUGACAUCCUUGUGGACGAAAUGUUUGGCACCAAAGAGGCCAACGUCGAAUAUAUCGAGUUCGACUCCAACAUUACAUGUUCUUAUUGCCGAUGCAACAUUUUUAACCGCUUUUUGACUUGCAAACACUGUAUCAGGAUGCUAACCACCGGCGAUGAGGAUACGUACGAUAUCUGCAUGGAGUGCUAUGCCAUGGGGCGCUCCUGCGUGUGCGUAUCGAAACUGAGCUGGUGCGAGCAGUGGAACUGGUCUGACCUUGUGCAAAAUUACGAGGAAUGGCGUACCAUGAUCAUCCAGGAUGACGGCUUUAUUGACAUAAACAACUCACCCCUCCCUCUUGAGAUUAUGAGAAAAAAGGCAGGCCGGAAAUCGGUGGCACAGAUUUGCCAGGAACAACUCCGACGACGGCCUUUUAACGACAUCACGAAAGUGGAGCAGCCGGAAACUUUGGAACCGUCUGAUGUUGAAAUUGACGGCGAGGGCCGGCCGGUAAAGAAGAAGAAGAAUCGCCGCAAGAAGAAGGCAGGCGAGACUUACCGCUGCCACGUCUGUUGUCAUAGGGACAACACUUUUCGUCUCGCCUUUUGCUCCAACAUCGGUUGUGCUGAGGCGUAUUGCUACGGUACGCUCUACCGCGCUUUCGACCUCAUGCCACAAGAUGUUUUGCGGACGGAGAACUGGAAAUGUCCAAAAUGUUUGAAGAUCUGCAAUUGUGGCUCAUGCCGCAAGGCAAACAACACAACACCUUAUACCCCAAAGAAAACCCUGCUAGGCCAUGACACGAAUCGUGUUGCAGAUGACCGCAGCAAAGAACUUUUGGUCGAUUUCCGGGUCCAUAACCUGACCUGGCUCAAAGCUACCGGAGAGGAAAGCCGAAGCCACAAUUCCAAGCGUCUGCAACGUCUCAAGGAGCAGGCAGAUGCCGAAAAGGCCAAGGACGACACCACAAAUGAUGUUGACGUAUCCAUGUCCGGCACUGGUGACAAUGUGGCACAAGAGCAGCAGCAACCAGUUCAAGUUGGUUAUGGCGAUCAGAGUGCCAUUCUGGAUACAGACAACUAUGGUCAGCCAGAGAUGGCACAGGACGGUACCUCUGGAGAUCCGAUCGACGCCCAUGGCGAGCCUGAUGACAUGUUUGUUACGGGUGCUGCGGUUGAUAGCACGCCUUACCCUGAUCCUCUUGGCGACCGGGACCGCAUGGUUGGGUUGGGCUAUUAUGAGCAAGACGGUCCCGACAGGAUUUUGUUCGACGACUUCGAGGCCCCUGACUUGAACGCCCUCGAACAAGAGGAGGAGAAUGAAUAUCUGCAGAAAAUGUUGCAAAAGGCUAAGCGGAAGGCCAAGAAAGACGAUGAUGACGAUCCGGACUUCCGCGGUCCCAAAUCAUGGAGGAAGAAAUCCAGAAAUGACACCAUGGCGACUGCACUAUACAACGCCAUGGUCGACCCGUCAUUGUUGUCCGCUGGCGGCGACACUCAGAUCGCCCCGGCCGGAGACGUGGCCCUGGAGGAUGGAGUUGAGGUUCAUCCCUCGACCAAUGCACCGAUUCCUGGCGAACCGAACCAGCCUAUUCUCCGACAUGCAAAGCCGAUGGUCUCGUACGUGGAGCCUGAUGAGGGCUUUGAAGAAUUCAACGAGGUCUAUGAAGCGGCACCAAAGAGAGACUUCCCGUCCCAGGUAGACUUUACUAGGGAUCACACUACUGGCGCUGAUCCCUUAGACCUCGCCGCCGAGGCUAUGCGAACUCUCCUCGGCGGAAGCGAUGGUGAUGGCUUCAUGGGUGACGCUCUCGACCCGUCGCAAAAAACUGCACCCAUUGCAGCUCGUGCAGAGCCAUCUCGUCCACGCGGCAGGCCAGGUCGACCAAAACGCCAAUCUGAGCGGCUCCGGCUAGCAGAUGCCGUACCUGAACCCACUGCACCCAAGCCAAGAAAAUCACGCACGUCGACGUUGGCCAGCCAGGGAUUGGAUCGUGCGGCAGACGAUGACGACGCGCAACCUGCCGAGCAACCAGAUGCCGGCGAUAUUCAGCAACGACCCGCUCCUGGACCGCGGAAACGCGGCAGGCCCCGUAAGAUUCGGCCAAUAGAAGAUGCGGCAUCACGAUCGCCGUCUCCUGACACACCUAAGUACAUGUCCAUGGCGGAACGUAUGGCACUUCGGGGAAAGAAGCUCAAGGUUGCUAAGAGCAGGCAGGCCAUCAACCGCCCAUCGACGAAACCUUCCCAGUCAGAAGCAAGUACACCAUCCACGCAGCAUGCUAAUACCCCCACACCUGUUGAGUUUGAAAGCGCAGCGCGGCCUGUUACAAGGGGGUCUGUAGGCUGGCCGAAGAGAACUCAGGAGCAUGAAGAACGAGAGCAUAUAGGUCACAGCAGCAGUGUUGCGGAAGAACAACAGCGUGAGCAGGAGCAGGAGCAGGACAGUAACAAGCAAAGUGAGGAUGACGACUUUGUCCUGGCCGCGGAGGAGCCAGAAAGCAGGCCCAGCACUUCUGUGUCUGUCUCGUCUAGUUCCGUUUCUGCUUUUGCGCCGCGUCCUGGACCUCCUGGAUCUCAGCUCCGCUACCCCCAACCGGCCUCGGUUCCCAAAGCUAACCCAGGUCCCACAGUGGUCAGGCUUGGAGAUUUGGAUCUUGAUCAAGACGACAGCGAUGAUUUCAUGGACGGUCUGGAUGACAACAUCUCCCUUUCCGACUCUGGAAGCGAUGACGACGAUGAGGGCAUUCCAGCUUAUGUGAAGCCCAAACCGGUAGCCACCAGGGGAAGGGGAAGGCCACGUGGUGGCCGGGCCAUUAGGGGAGGAAGAGGUCGUGGCAGAGGUCUGAGGUGAUGUGGCAUGACUGACGGUGAUAUAUCUUGGUGACGCGGAGAAUUUAAUGAGGAAAGCCGGACUAUGCGAGACAUUGGUUCCGGUAUUUAUUUGAAGCAACUGACGUGGGACUUCAUAUAUCCCCAUUCGCUUUAUGUUUGAUAUACCAAUACACCAUGGUUUUAGUGCUUUUUAUUCCUCGAUAUCGGAACCUUUCACGCCAGAAGCCACUGUUCCAGGGCAUUUUUACUCAAUGGUGAAGUGCCGUAUUGUCGACCUGAAAUUUAGCCACGUAGCUGUGUC
Pyricularia oryzae 70-15 is the source of this 4629-nucleotide messenger RNA. Its product is annotated as JmjC domain-containing protein. Lineage: Eukaryota; Fungi; Ascomycota; Sordariomycetes; Magnaporthales; Pyriculariaceae. The transcript has a single exon. The record is from RefSeq and is a predicted model, not a curated record. The coding region runs from base 310 to 4347 and encodes 1345 amino acids.